GCUGAGCUGCAGGAGCCGACCCCAUACGUAGGGGCCGGCGGGCGCACUACACUGGCAGUCUGAGGGUGGUGUCUGAAGUCAGAUGCUCCCUGUCUUUUCCUUGGCCUGGGUGACAGGCUCACGCUGCCCGGCUCAGGGAGUCCCGGGUUGCCCCGCCCAGCCGCCCGCGCCCUGCUUGGUGCGUGCAGAGUCCCCGCCCCCAGUCCCCACCCCCCGUAGCCUUAGGGGGGCACCCCCAUUGGGGCUGGAGGGUGGUCCGUCGUGCCCUGGUCGCCGAGUGGCGAGAGGUGACGGUAAGCUCCUUCCGAUUUCCGCCCGCCUGGCAGCGCCGAGGGGUAGUGCCAGUCGGGAGGCGCUCGGUCCUCCCUCGGCCCGCCCGCCCGCGAGGGGGGCCGGCCCUGCUUUGCCAGCGCCUUUUUCCCCCCCGCACCGCGGCGCCGCUCCGCCACUUGGGCACCGCAGGGAGGGCAGGAGGCUGGAGCGCCUGCUGCCCGCCCGCCCGUAAAAUGGUCACCUCGGCCGGACAGCUCGCCCUGUUCGCGCUCGGUAUCGUGUUGGCUGUGUGCCAAGCCCUGGAGAACAGCACGUCCCCCCUGAGCGCAGAUCCGCCUGUGGCCGCAGCAGUGGUGUCACAUUUUAAUGAAUGCCCAGAUUCCCACACUCAGUUCUGCUUUCAUGGAACCUGCAGGUUUUUGGUGCAGGAGGAUAAGCCAGCAUGUGUCUGCCAUUCUGGGUACGUGGGCGCACGCUGUGAGCACGCAGACCUCCUGGCCGUGGUGGCUGCCAGCCAGAAGAAGCAAGCUAUCACUGCGUUGGUGGUGGUCUCCAUUGUGGCCCUGGCUGUCCUCAUCAUUGCAUGUGUGCUGAUACACUGUUGCCAGGUCCGAAAACACUGUGAGUGGUGCCGCACCCUCAUCUGCCGGCACGAGAAGCCCAGUGCCCUCCUGAAGGGAAGGACUGCUUGCUGCCACUCAGAAACAGUGGUCUGAGGAGCCCCAAGGAGGAGUUUGGCCUGGUAGACCGUGGCAGCCUGAUAGAGAGAAGCCUCCUAUAGGUCAGCAGCACCAGGGAUGCCUGGGAUUUGCCAGAGGACCUUUCCUACUUUGCCUAUGAUCACCUGUGCAGCCUUUCAUCUUCUGUGGGCCUUCAAAACUCUCUCGAACUGUCUGCUUGGACUUGGUAUGCUCUGGAAAAGAAAUCAGUGGAUCACAAUUUAAAGACUAGUUAAGUGAUAACGGCAAAGGAGUGGCCUUCCUGUUUACCUACAUCGGGUGUGGACAGCGGUCACUGACUCCAGAUGUGUGCAACAGUCUCCCACCAGUCAUGGAUUCCAGGCUGUAUUUCUUCUUAAUGGGCUACCUCCCCUCAACAGAAUCCUGCCCAAUACUGGAGAUUCUAUUGUUGUUACUGUUUUCUCACAUGGCAUAGAAAGUGGUGAAGAGGAAAUGGCUUAUUGUUACAUGAAGACAAGUUUAAGAAAAUGCAUGUCCUCUGCCCACAAGGCCCUCAACCAGCCAUGCACAUGUGAUGUUGAAGACCUUCCCAUACUGUUGCCACCCUUGGAGAUAAUUUCAUAUUUAUUAGAUGGAUAAUGAUUUUUAAUUUCUUAAGUCAAUGUAAAAGAGCAUAAACCCCUCCAGAAGAAUUAA
Messenger RNA from Ictidomys tridecemlineatus (thirteen-lined ground squirrel), 1649 nucleotides. RefSeq names its product transforming growth factor alpha (gene Tgfa). The record is from RefSeq and is a predicted model, not a curated record. Gene Ontology annotation, biological process: positive regulation of mitotic nuclear division; epidermal growth factor receptor signaling pathway; positive regulation of cell population proliferation. NCBI's taxonomy places the organism in Eukaryota, Metazoa, Chordata, Mammalia, Rodentia, Sciuridae. Gene Ontology annotation, molecular function: growth factor activity; epidermal growth factor receptor binding.